Messenger RNA from Dovyalis caffra, 981 nucleotides. The record is from the annotation of a GenBank genome assembly. NCBI's taxonomy places the organism in Eukaryota, Viridiplantae, Streptophyta, Magnoliopsida, Malpighiales, Salicaceae.
AUGAUCUCCAAAGCAUCUUGUGCCAUGGCUUCCCUUCCUUGCACUAGGGUGAGGAGUGGGCUUUGCGUAUGGCCAGGCAUGAGACAACUUUGCCUUAGAAAAGGUCUUGUGUAUGGAUUCAUGCGUUUUCUAUCUACACCGUUUAAAACCUUGCGUGGAGCAAGUCGAACACUUAAAGUUGCUCAAUUUUGCAGCGUUUCCAAUAUGUCUUCUUCAUUGCAAAUUGAAUUGGUGCCAUGCCUUAAGGACAAUUAUGCAUAUCUUUUACAUGACGUGGACACAGGCACUGUUGGAGUUGUUGAUCCAUCUGAAGCUACACCUAUUAUAGAUGCUUUAAGUCGGAAAAACCGAAAUUUAACUUAUAUACUAAAUACUCAUCAUCAUUAUGAUCACACAGGUGGGAAUGAAGAGUUGAAAGCAAGGUAUGGUGCAAAGGUAAUUGGUUCAGGAGUUGACAGGGAUAGGAUUCCUGGCAUUGAUAUAGUUCUGAGUGAUGGGGAUAAGUGGAUGUUUGCAGGCCAUGAGGUGCAAGUAAUGGACACUCCUGGCCAUACCCGAGGCCACAUUAGUUUCUACUUUCCUGGUUCGGGGGCAAUUUUUACUGGAGACACUUUAUUUAGUUUAUCAUGUGGCAAGCUUUUUGAAGGAACACCUGAGCAGAUGCAUUCUUCCCUCAAGAAAAUCGUGUUGCUUCCAGAUGAUACAAAUAUAUAUUGCGGACACGAAUAUACAUUGAGUAAUGCAAAGUUUGCACUGUCUGUAGAACCAAAUAACAAGGCACUCCAGUCCUAUUCAGCCAACGUAGCACAUCUUCGCAGCAAGAGAUUGCCAACAAUUCCAACUAAGCUAAAGAUUGAGAAGGCUUGUAAUCCUUUCCUCCGCACUUCAAGUACCGAAAUCCGGCAGACCUUAAACAUUCCAGCAACAGCAAGUGAUUCAGAAGCCUUAGGCGUCAUCCGCCAAGCAAAGGACAAUUUCUAA